AUGUCACCACAACCGGAAAUAGCAAAUACCGCAGCCGCCACGAGUGGCGGUGCUAUAUCGGAGGAAAAGCCGGGCUUUGACAAAGAGCUCAACGUCACGGCCGUGGAGAUCGACUCGACAUCAUCAAAAAAAGCACAUGCCAGCAGCGAAAACAGCAGCAGUAGUAGUGGCAGCAGCAGCACUCACGAAAAGGCCAACAGUACUGACGAUAGCGACAACGAAGAUGUCAUCAUCAUCUCGGGAGAGGAUGUGUCCAAUCACCUGCUGCCGCUCAGGGACGACAGGGACCCGGCCUUGACGUUUCGGAGUAUUUUUCUUGCCACCUGUCUUGCCGCGUUUGAAAGCACCCUGUACCAAAUAUAUCAGUUUAAGCCCACCGAGAUUGAAGUUUCGUCUCUAUUCAUCGUCCUCAUUGCCCACUUCGCCGGCACUGCAUGGGCAAGAUUACUGCCCCGGGGCGACAAGCUUGAAGCGAAAUGGAAGGCCGAGGGCGGAACCGGCGCCUUGCCAGUUUGGAUCCGGAUCAUAUCCGUCGUCAACCCCGGGCCCUGGGGUCUUAAGGAGCACGCCAUCUGCGCGAUAACGGCCGCAUCUUCAUCCAAUGCCGCCGAGGCCAUCCUAGCUUUCACGGCGCAGGAUCUGUUUUACGACCUGGAGCUCAAGCCCGUGACGGUCGUGUUAUCCAUCAUCUCCAUCAGCCUCUUUGGGUACGGCAUAUGCGGUCUGAUUCGCCCCAUUGCGGUUUGGCACACAGAUGCGGUCUACUGGAGUAGCCUUCCCGUCGUCAAGACGGUGCAGAGCCUGCACUGGCAGGAAUUCAAGACUUCCAAGCCGCUGAGGGUGUUUUGGAUCGCUUUUGGCUGCAUGUUUGUCUACGAGUUUCUCCCGGCGUACAUGUGGCCAUGGCUUAACUCGGUUUCUAUUCCUUGUUUGGCUGCUAUGCACGCAACUGGCGACCUUGGAGCCACUCUAACGAGGUUCUUUGGAGGUUCAAUCAACAAUGAGGGUCUUGGACUAUUCUCACUGUCCUUUGACUGGCAAUAUAUCACAUCGUACAACACAUCUCUUCCCCUCAUCACUCAGCUGCACACCGGCCUCGGGCUUGGCAUCUGCAUGAUCGGGAUGGUGGUUGUGUGGUACACCAAUGCCUUCAACGCCCAGUCUCAACCCUUUAUGAGCACAAGGCUGCACACUGCGAACGGCUCUAUCUAUCCCAUCUCCGAAGUCUUUGAGGCCGGACAGCUUGACCAUGCGAUUCUGGAAAGGUUUGGCCUUCCACGACUUUCGGGCACUUUUGUCUGGGGUUUAUUUAUGGCGAACGCUGCCAUUGGUGGCAUGAUUACUCACUGUGCAGUCUUUUACGCCAAGGACAUAAUUAACUCUUUCAAGAGCGCCAACAACGACGAUUUCAAAGACCGCCAUCAUAAGCAUAUGAAGGCCAACUACAAAGAGGCACCUUGGUGGUGGUUCGCGCUUGUCUUGUUUGUGAGCUUCAGCCUAGGGCUGAUAGUCGUCACUACACAGAACAUUACAUUGCCUUGGUGGGCCUAUAUGAUAUCACUGCUACUUGGGUGCAUAAUUGCGCCUCUUAGUACAAUGUUGUUCUCUCGUUUUGGCCUGGCUAUUGCUACCAAUAAUCUGUCCAAGAUGUUGGCAGGUUUAAUUAUUCCUGAGCGUCCAAUCGGCACAAUGUAUUUUGCCGCGUGGAGUCACAGUGUAAUCAGCUCGUGUCAUUCUCUUUGCAACGACCUAAAGAUUGGAGAGUACCUCAAAAUCCCACCCAGAGACAUGUUCCUAACCCAAGUAUACGGCACCAUCCUUGGGGGCUUCAUCAACUACGGCGUCAUGAGCUCCAUCGUCAAGACCAACCGUGACCUCCUACUGAACAGCGACGGCAACAACUCCUGGAGCGGCGCCACCAUUCAGAGCUACAACACCAACGCCGCCACCUGGGCGCUGGCAAAGUACCUGUACGGACCCGGGGGCGCUUAUUGGAUCGUACCGUUAGGUCUGGUUCUCGGUGUUGUGCUUGUCCUCAUCCACAGGGCAAUAGUUCACUUCGUCCCCAAAAUAAAAGGCUGGGACCUAGCCGAGAACAUCAACCUCCCACAGCUGCUCACCUACUGCGGCGAGAUACCCAUCGGCGCCACGCAGACGUGCGUGAUAUUCAGCCAGAUCCUCGGCGGCUUGUUUGCGCAGUUUUAUCUCCGCAACUACAAGCCCCGCAUCUUUAAGAACUACUUCUACUCGACGGUGGGAGCUUUUGACGGCGCGGCGCUGUCGGCACUGUUUUUGUUGUCCUUUGCAGUAUUUGGGGCUGCGGGACCCGCGAUACCGUUUCCAAAGUGGUGGGGGAAUCGCGCCGGGGAGAAUUACGAUUUUUGUCCCAAGGUCGAGUGA
Messenger RNA from Pyricularia grisea, 2400 nucleotides. RefSeq lists its product as uncharacterized. The transcript is spliced from 9 exons. The record is from RefSeq and is a predicted model, not a curated record. Gene Ontology annotation, biological process: transmembrane transport. Lineage: Eukaryota; Fungi; Ascomycota; Sordariomycetes; Magnaporthales; Pyriculariaceae. Bases 1 to 2400 code for a protein of 799 amino acids. Gene Ontology annotation, molecular function: oligopeptide transmembrane transporter activity.